AUGGAUUCAUUGAUCCCGUUCACGACGUCUGGGUCACUCUCGGACUUCGUUGACAAAAAGUUAGUCGUUUUGCUGCGAGAUGGGCGGAAAUUGCUGGGUGUGCUAAGGUCCUAUGAUCAGUUUGCCAAUCUCGUGCUGGAGAGCACGAUCGAACGAGUGAUAUAUGAAAAUUCAUACUCCGAUAUACCGCGUGGCCUUUUCUGCAUUCGAGGGGAGAACGUUGUACUUUGUGGGGAAAUUGAUCUGGAUGCUGAAGACGACUUCCCGCUAGCUUCUGCCGAUACUCAGCUCAUGAUAGAUCUGAAUAGACAACAUAUGGAAGACCGAAAGCGACGGGACAGUAUGAGGGCGUCAUUGUUGUUCGACCAUCUCGGUUUCUGUAAAGAGGGUGGUGAAGGUGAUGGAUAUUAG
Molecule: messenger RNA, 411 nt
Organism: Cantharellus anzutake
Lineage: Eukaryota; Fungi; Basidiomycota; Agaricomycetes; Cantharellales; Hydnaceae
Product: Sm-like ribonucleoprotein
Exons: 4
Coding region: 1-411 (136 amino acids)
Biological process (GO): deadenylation-dependent decapping of nuclear-transcribed mRNA
Cellular component (GO): P-body; Lsm1-7-Pat1 complex
Molecular function (GO): RNA cap binding
Source: RefSeq, a predicted model, not a curated record